Syngnathus acus (greater pipefish) is the source of this 1504-nucleotide messenger RNA. RefSeq names its product osteoglycin, paralog a (gene ogna). Lineage: Eukaryota; Metazoa; Chordata; Actinopteri; Syngnathiformes; Syngnathidae. Gene Ontology annotation, molecular function: protein binding. The transcript is spliced from 6 exons. The record is from RefSeq and is a predicted model, not a curated record. The coding region runs from base 69 to 902 and encodes 277 amino acids.
UGAGCCUUUAAAUAGCGUCAUUGGACACAGGCCGCCAAGGGGGCUCGAAGUGCAGCGCAUCUGCUGGCAUGGCGAGCAGCGUGAGGGAGCUCGUACUGACGUGCAUGCUGCUGGCGCCGUGGCUGGCCGCCGGCGGGGCCGCCGGAGCACCAGGACGGCAGCAAAGCAGCUUCUUCGGCAGCCAUUUGACAUUGACGCGGACCAGGAGAGUGCCGCCUUUGGCAGACCAAGUGGACAAUAGCCCUGUCCCGGCAGGGGGAGACGCAUCGGACCUGCCCACUUGCCUGCUGUGCGUCUGCCUCACCCGCUCGGUGUACUGCGAGGAGGUGACCCCGGACAUGACGGCCGUGCCCACCCUGCCCAAGGAGACAGCCUACCUCUACGCCCGCUUUAACAAAAUCCACAAGAUCCACACCGGGGACUUUGCCAACAUCGUAACGCUCAAGAGGAUCGACCUGACGGCGAACCUGAUCUCGGAGAUCGAGGACGGGGCUUUCGCCAAUCUGCCGCUACUGGAGGAACUGUCGCUGGCGGACAACAGGCUGGUCAGGCUUCCGGCGCUGCCCGCCAAGCUGACGUCGUUCAACGCCAACAACAACCUCCUCAAGACCAAGGGUGUCAAAGCCACCGCCUUCAAGAAACUGACGAGUCUGGCCAACUUGUAUCUGGCUAACAACCAGAUGGAGGCAGUCCCGCAGAUCCCGGAGAACGUUCGGACCUUACAUCUACAGAACAACAACAUCACAGACAUCAACAUUGACACCUUCUGCAGGUCCAACGACACCUACUACCUUAGACCCAGCCUCACCGAAGUCCGUCUGGAUGGAAAUCCCCUGGUCCUGUCCAAGUACCCUGACAGCUUCAUGUGUAUGAAAGUACUGCCGAUCGGAAGGUACCGGUGAACAUAGAAGAGGGCGAGAAUCUUGUUCUUUGGGGCACACUGACUGAAAUAUUCUGGAUGUGGGGAGGGGGCUGGCCUUCUGCAUUACAAGUGAGGCGCGAGACAGUCACAUUCGAAUUAUAAGAUGUUUUCAAAGCGCCCGCUGGGGAAUAGCAAUUAUUCUAAGCAGUGUGGCCAGCACCCAACUGGGACAACAGGUGAUUAGCGUGAACUUUGAGUAGCGCCUAACUUAUUGGACAGCAGAACCGUUGAUGAUGAUUAAAAGCCACAGGGAAGAUUUGAAGAUCCCCUCGAAUCGUCAUUCUGGCGUUGAAUCCAAAAUGCUGCGCAAGCAUGACUGAAAUAAUUCGGCCUUACCAAUAAAUCAAGAAUGAGCGUGGCGGCAGCUUUGCAGCCGUCUGUCACUUUGCCGCCUUUCUAACAUUAAUUUAUUAACUCAACUUGAAUUUAAGUAUGGAAGCAUUUAUCAUCAUUUAUUGAAUCCAUGUAUGAAAUGUAGCCCCUGCAGUAAGAAGACAAAUGCUUACCAAUGUGCAGUGCUUGUACAGUGAUAUCAAGGUAUGGCUUAAGGUGUUUGAAUAAAGUGGAUUUUUUUUUUUUUUU